Messenger RNA from Colletotrichum acutatum, 2313 nucleotides. RefSeq lists its product as uncharacterized. NCBI's taxonomy places the organism in Eukaryota, Fungi, Ascomycota, Sordariomycetes, Glomerellales, Glomerellaceae. The record is from RefSeq and is a predicted model, not a curated record. The transcript has 3 exons. The coding region runs from base 1 to 2313 and encodes 770 amino acids.
AUGUCAGACAUGGCUCACAACAAGGAGUACCAUGUGCGAGACUUGGCCACUAGAUCGGUCACACUCUAUCCCAACAGUGCCCAGGUCGUGAGGGACUUGCGCAACCUACAACUGAAGCCCGGCGCUAACGAAAUCACCAUACUUGGUCUUACACCCACAAUUGAUGAGUCUACAAUCAAGGUAGAUGGGGCCGGCUCAGCCAUCAUCACCGAUAUCGCCAUUGAGCUUGUUCCCAACCGCGAGAGCUUCCAAGAUAUCUACCCCGACUCUGAUGACGAAAUGUCGGAUGCCGACGUUGCUCACGAUGAAGACGGAGAAGAAGAAGAAGAAUCCGAAGAGAAGGAACCUUCGCCCCUCGACAAAGUGCGAGCCCGGAUUAGACAACUGAGAGAUGAGGAGCGCAGCGCCAAAGAAGUAGUCGAAAGCGCAGCCAAUCGUCUCAAGAUCCUCGAUGCCCACGGAGCUUCACUCGAGAGCAAAGAAGGUGUCAACAUCGCCGACAGCAUCGAAACCUACCGAGCCGAGCGAGAACGGAUCUUUCAUGACCAUGUAGCCGGAGUCACCCGCGGUCAAGACAACAUGAAGCGCCUCAGCAUCGCUCUCAAGCAAGAGACUCGGCUCGUGAAGAGGCAAAAGAGAGAGGCGGCGGACGCGACUCGUGCAAUGAAGAAAGCCCGGAAAGAGCGGGACAGGCAGGCGCAAAAGGAUGCUAGGGAGAAAGCGAAGUUACAGAAGGAGAAAGCUCGGAUUCGGUCGGAGCGGGAGCGCUUCUGGCCUAAACUGUGUUACUCUGUUCGGGUGUCUCUCGAGGUGAUGGCUUUCACUCCAUCAUCCUCUCGUCGUACAUCGGUGUCGAGUGAGACAGCCCAGGCUUGGACAUCGGCUUCUCAGAAGACCGACGAGGGAAAAGACAUCCAGUGCGACUUAUCACUGUCAUAUAUGACUUCUUCCGCGUUCUGGGCUCCGAGCUACGACUUGCAACUGUUCACCACAAACAACACGGGCAUUUUGUGCUACGACGCCCGCAUCACCAACAAAACUUCCGAGACGUGGAGCAACUGCAAAGUCGUUCUUUCGACUUCUCAAGCCACAUUUGCCGGACUCGAGAAUGCCAUACCCACGCUCAAGCCUUGGAACAUCAAGCUGGCACCGAAAGAAGGCAACACGAACGGGACGGACAUUCAUUCUAGUCGGGAGGAACGCCAGCAACGGAGUGAAUGGUGGCGUGCUCAACAGACCAAAGCGCAGCCCCAGAAACCUCGUAACGAUUUGUUCGGCGUGGACUACAAUAAUGCCAGCAACACCGCCGCGAAUCUGUCGGAUUACCAGCAGCGCCUGAUGGUACUUCGACAGGAUUCAAAGAACCCACGACGGAUGAUGUACGCAGCACAAGAGCAAGAUAAGACACAGCACCAGGAUCAGAUACAAGCGCAAAUGCAGGCACAACAGAUGCAGCAGAUGCAGCAGAUGCAGGCGCAACAGAUGCAGCUAGGUGGGUCAGCUCAUGUGUCGAGACUUCAGGAGCCAGGUCAAGAGCCCAUGGGGUCCGAAGCGUCCAACGAAGACGAGAACCUCGAUUUCCAAGACUCGACUAUCGAAGAGACGGGAUUCACUACGACCUACGACCUCCCAGGCACAAAGACACUGCCGCCUCGCCCUACGGCAUCCAAGCAGCGUGUCGCUCGCCUCAACUUCUCCAACAUCGCCUUUAGCCAUACCAUCAUUGCGAAGUACAAACCCGUUGCAUACCUCAAAGCACGAGUCCGAAAUAACAGCCGUCUCACUUUGCUACGUGCCGAGGCAGGUCUUACUCUCGACGGCACCUUCAUGGGUCGCACCCACUUGCCGCGCUGUAGCGCCGGGGACGUCUUCUCCCUGGGUCUCGGCAUCGACCCGGCGAUCAAGGUCAACUACCCCAAGGUUGACGUCCGACGAACAACGACAGGGCUCUUUUCCAAGGAGAACAGCUCUGUAUACAGUCGCAGCAUCACCGUUUUCAACUCCCGUGCUUCGGCGGGUAAACCCGUCUCGCUUCUUGUGCUUGACCAGGUUCCCGUGUCGGAAGAUGAGCGUCUCAAAGUCGAUAUCUUGGCACCCAAGGGGCUUGUUGUUGACGGUUCAGGCGUCUCGACCGGGCAGCCCGCUCGCGAGAGUAAGCAGGAUGUCGACUGGGGCCAGUCGACGGCAACGUUGAAGGGACGCCAAGGUCAGGUGGAGUGGCAGGUGAAGCUCAAUGCUGGCAAAGCUGUGAAGCUUGGCUUGGAGUAUGUCGUUGCACUCCCUACAGGAGAUUCGGCAAUGGAAUGUUCGUAG